Molecule: messenger RNA, 597 nt
Organism: Vidua chalybeata
Lineage: Eukaryota; Metazoa; Chordata; Aves; Passeriformes; Viduidae
Product: glutamic acid-rich protein-like
Exons: 5
Coding region: 1-597 (198 amino acids)
Source: RefSeq, a predicted model, not a curated record
AUGUCUCAGAUUCCUGGGAUAUGUGAGCUGGGCUUAGCAAAGCAGAUUUCUGUGUUCCAACUUCUGGAAAUAUUCACUGGUGGUUUCCUCCUCACCAGCAAGUUACCUUCUAAUGACCAUGAGAGCAGCUGGGGAGACAACAGGCAAAAAUCCAAAGAACAAAACUUGUCUGGAGAUGAAGAAAUAGAUGAUGAUGAGGAAGAGGAAGAAGAAGAAGCAGAAGAAGUAGAAGAAGUAGAAGAAGUAGAAGAAGUAGAAGAAACAGAGGAGACUACUCAGAAAGAGACCAUCAUUCAACAGGAGAAGGAAAGCACUGACAAUCACACUGUGAACAGUUCUUCAGAGAACACUGAUGACCAAAAAACUGGAGGAAUUGUGGGGAGAAAAAAGCGAAAGCCACUGACAAGCCAGAAGAAUGUAUGUAGCAGAAAGGAAGACAGCUCUGAAAAGCCAUUGCAGAGUGAAGAAAAGGAAAAGGAAGAUUUAACUGGUGAAGGCAGUAAGGAUGAAAAUCAGAAUCAUACACUGGAGAAUUCCAGUGAAACUGUGACUAACCAGGACAGAAGGAUGAAAGUUAAUACAUGUAUAUUGCUGUAA